AUGGACCGAGCCGAACUGAAUCUUCCCCGGCUUACGAGCGAGGAAUUGGCCGAUCCUUUCACAUCGGUCACUAUUAAUGGGUUCGAGGUGAAGCUGUGGCAGGUCGCCCAUCACUACGAUGCCCAUCACGACAUUCCCGAGCCGGCGAGACGAAUUGGUGCCACUUCUGCCGAUUUCAGAUCGCGGCAUCCAAAACCACUCGUCUCCGCCAAUCUGCCGUCAACUGAUGACCACGUCAACGAAGGACAAGCACGUCCGGACUCCCCGCCGCUCCCCACAGAGGCGCCUCCCAGUCAAUCUCCCAGCCAAGGACGGCCGACCAGGAGAGAUCCUUUGGAGAUCGGCGAUCUUCUCUCGCUGGUGGAUGACUUGGCCAACAGAGUCCGGGCCUUGGAAGCUGCACAAGCCAGGGAAACCAAUUCGCAGCGACGAGUAGUGUCAGCCGAUCCACCGUGGGUCAAGGAAGCUCACGCGGCCAAAACCAAUGCCCCGGCUAGGGCCGUGUCCGAUCCGCAGCCUGGCGGGCUAGGCGAGGGCCAAACCAAAUCUGGUUUGAAACCGCCGCUAUUGAACCAAGUGCAGCAGCUGCACCCAACCCCCGGUCUCCUGCAGCGGCGGCCAAGCUUCCUGAAAUACCCAUACGAGGAAGAUAAACCCGCGGACAGGAGCAGCGCUGAAGCAGGAAGUAAAGCACGGUCGAACCGAGCCACGUCCUCCGCCUCUUCUUCCUCGGGACCGGCAGGACCGGCAGCUUCACAGCCACUGCACAGGCCAGUGACACCGGCGCCGGCAGAAGCAGAAAAGAGCGAGGCAGAAGGCGACGAGCCCGUCUUGACAUCGCGCUGGAGCCCGGACAGUUCGCCCGAACCGCUGUCGAAGAUGAAGAGAGUGAAGAAGGUGCUCAGCCUGGCCAGGCUGCGGCCUCGCAAAUCCAAGGCGGCGCUGGCCCGGGCAGCGGCAAACGAAGCGGACGGAUGA
Thermothielavioides terrestris NRRL 8126 is the source of this 978-nucleotide messenger RNA. RefSeq lists its product as uncharacterized. NCBI's taxonomy places the organism in Eukaryota, Fungi, Ascomycota, Sordariomycetes, Sordariales, Chaetomiaceae. The coding region runs from base 1 to 978 and encodes 325 amino acids. The transcript is spliced from 2 exons. The record is from RefSeq and is a predicted model, not a curated record.